Cynoglossus semilaevis (tongue sole) is the source of this 4240-nucleotide messenger RNA. RefSeq names its product eukaryotic translation initiation factor 5B (gene eif5b). The transcript is spliced from 26 exons. Gene Ontology annotation, biological process: translational initiation. Gene Ontology annotation, cellular component: cytoplasm; mitochondrion. The record is from RefSeq and is a predicted model, not a curated record. Gene Ontology annotation, molecular function: translation initiation factor activity; GTPase activity; GTP binding. The coding region runs from base 124 to 3753 and encodes 1209 amino acids. NCBI's taxonomy places the organism in Eukaryota, Metazoa, Chordata, Actinopteri, Pleuronectiformes, Cynoglossidae.
AAAGGCAUGUGAGUGAACCGUAGCUGCGUCCUUCUGUCUGUAGACGAUCUCUGCACGUGUGACGUGAACCGUGACGUUCCUCAGCGGUGGAGCUCAGCGGUAGAAGCGCAGCAUCAGCGCAGAAUGGGGAAGAAACAGAAGAAAACCGGGGAAGACAGUGCCAAAGGAGAUGAUAUCGAUAUUGAUGCAUUGGCAGCGGAGAUUGAAGGUGCUGGAGCCUCUAAAGAGCCCAAAGGGAAGAAGGCAAAGAAGAAAGGAGCCAAAAAAGAUGACUUUGAUGAAGAUGACAUUCUGAAGGAGUUGGAGGAGUUGUCUCUGGAGACUCAGGGAGGAAAGGCUAAGAUUUCAGAUGUCACAGAUGAUGUGGAUGACAUUGAUGCACCCAAACCAGAGAAGAAGAAGACUAGGAAGGGGAAGAAGGGUGGAGCCAGUCCUCAGGAUGAGGAUGGAGAUGAAGGAGAGGUUCGUGCAGAGCCAGAGAGGAAUGGAGAACAGAGAAACAAGAAGGACUCUCCUCCCUCUGAUUCUGACGAUGACAGCAGCUCACAAUCUCGCAACAAGACCAAACCAGGAAAGAAAGAAGGGAAAAAAGCUCCAGAGUCUGACGUUGAAGACCAGGAUGAAGGUGUAGAGAAAUCAGGAGUAACAAAAGAGGAAGAGUCUGAGGACGAGGAGUUCACCUCCAGGAGGGAAAAGAAGAAAAAGAACAAAGGCAAGGCCAAAGAUGAGAGCGAAGAGGAGGACGAGGAGAACAGGGAGGCAGGAGAAACAGGCGAGUUUAAAAUCAAGACGGCCGCUCAGAAGAAGGCAGAGAAAAAGGAGAGGGACAAAAAAAAGAAAGAGGAGGAGAGGAUGAAGCAGAAAAAGCUCAAGGAGAAAGAAAAGGAGGUAGAGACCAAGGUAGAGAAGAAAGCUACAGCAGACCCCAUACCCACACCUAUGGCUCCAACCACUGCAAUGGAGGAACAGGAAGAGGUGGAGCCAGCAGCAGAUGAUGAUGGGGACAAAAAGAAGAAGGACAAGAAGAAGAAGAAAGGAGAUGAGAAGGAGAAGGAUAAGGAUAAGGAUAAGAAGAAGGGACCCAGUAAGGCCACAGUGAAGGCCAUGCAGGAGGCACUGGCCAAGAUGAAAGAGGAGGAAGAGCGAGCAAAGAAAGAGGAGGAAGAGCGACAGAGAAGGUUGGAAGAGCUGGAGAAGCAGCGGCUGGAGCAGGAGCGUCUGGAACAAGAACGUAAGGAGAAGAAGAAGCAGAAGGAAAAGGAGAGAAAGGAACGCCUUAAGAAGGAAGGAAAGCUGCUGACCAAAGCCCAGAAAGAAGCUCGAGCUCGAGCUGAGGCUACGCUGAAGAUGCUUCAGGCUCAGGGUGUUGAAGUGCCAUCCAAAGACUCUGUGCCAAAGAAGAAACCAGUUUAUGGAGACAAGAGGAAGAAGAAACCAAACGCUGCCACACAUGAAGAAUCCUCAGAGGUGACAUCUCCAGUGUCAGAAACACCAGAACCUGUUCCAAUGGAGAACAACACAGAGAAGACGACAAUAGCACAAACAGAGGGCAAGGCUGAUGCAGCUGUGGACGACUGGGAGGCCAUUGCCAGUGAUGAGGAGAAAGAGCUGAAGAAAAAUCACGUCCUAAAGAAGGAGGACUCAUCAGCUACACGUCCCUCUCAGCCUGCAGGCAAUGAGGAGGAAGAAGAUGAGGAAGAGGAUGAAGACGAGGAGGAAGAUGAGGAAGAUGAUGAAGAAGAUGAGGAGAGCGAGGCUGAGGAUCGGGACCGAGUGACGACGACAACAACAACAACAACAACAACAACAACAACCACAGCACCAGCGCACAGUAAGAAAAAGGAGAGUGAGGACGACAGCAGUGAGAGCGAAGAGGAGGACGGAAGGACAAAGGAGGAGCGACUAUACGACAGAGCCAAGAGAAGAAUAGAGAAACGCAGAUUAGAAAAUCAGAAGAACACUGACCUGAGCAAACUAAGAGCUCCUGUCGUCUGUGUGCUCGGACAUGUCGACACGGGCAAGACCAAGAUCCUGGACAAGCUGCGUCACACUCAUGUUCAAGACGGUGAAGCUGGAGGAAUCACUCAACAGAUUGGAGCUACCAACGUUCCCAUACAGACCAUCGAAGAGCAGAUAAAGAUGGUCAAGAAUUUUGACAAAGAAAGCAUCAAGAUUCCGGGCAUGUUGAUCAUUGAUACACCAGGACACGAGUCUUUCAGUAACCUAAGGAACCGUGGCAGCUCCCUGUGCGACAUCGCCAUCCUGGUGGUAGAUAUCAUGCACGGCCUAGAGCCACAGACGCUGGAGUCCAUUAAUCUUUUGAAGGAGAAGAAGUGUCCCUUCAUCGUGGCCCUCAACAAGAUUGACCGCCUGUACGACUGGAAGAAAAGUCCUGAAACAGAUGUGGCUGUCACACUGAAGAAGCAAAAGAAGAACACCAAGGAUGAGUUUGACGAGAGGGCAAAGGCUGUUAUUGUGGAGUUCGCUCAGCAGGGUCUAAAUGCAGCCUUGUUCUACGACAACAAAGACCCUCGUACCUUUGUGUCCUUGGUUCCCACAUCAGCCCACAGUGGAGACGGGAUGGGAAACCUGAUCGCUCUGUUGGUGGAGCUGACACAGACCAUGUUGGCCCGGCGGUUGGCUCACUGUGACGAGCUGAGAGCCCAAGUCAUGGAGGUGAAAGCUUUGCCUGGAAUGGGAACAACGGUAGAUGUCAUUCUCAUUAAUGGACGUCUGCGUGAAGGAGACACAAUCAUCGUCCCCGGGGUGGAUGGACCAAUUGUAACACAGAUCAGAGGAUUACUGCUGCCUCCUCCUUUGAAAGAGCUGAGAGUCAAGAAUCAAUACGAGAAGCACAAAGAGGUCUCCACUUCUCAAGGUGUGAAGAUUUUGGGUAAAGACCUGGAAAAGACACUGGCAGGGCUCCCCCUGUUGGUGGCCCACAAGGAGGAUGAGGUCCCAGUUCUAAAGGAUGAGCUGGUGCGUGAACUCAAACAGACGCUCAAUGCCAUCAAACUGGAGGAGAAAGGAGUUUAUGUUCAGGCGUCCACGUUGGGAUCUUUGGAGGCUCUGCUGGAGUUCCUCAGGACGUCCAAAGUCCCAUAUGCAGGCAUCAACAUUGGUCCAGUCCACAAAAAGGACGUGAUGAAGGCCUCCGCCAUGUUGGAACAUGACCCACAGUAUGCAGUGAUCCUGGCCUUUGACGUGAAGGUGGAACGAGACAGUCAAGAAAUGGCCGACAGUCUGGGUGUCAGGAUCUUCUCAGCUGAGAUCAUCUAUCACCUAUUUGAUGCCUUCACCAAGUACAGAGAAGACUACAAGAAGGCCAAACAGGAAGAGUUCAAACACGUGGCUGUGUUUCCGGCGAAGAUUCGAGUUCUUCCUCAGUUCAUCUUCAACUCCAGAGAUCCCAUUGUUAUGGGCGUCAUCGUGGAUGCUGGAAUUCUUAAGCAGGGAACGCCGCUCUGUGUCCCCAGCAAGGGGUUUGUGGACAUUGGAAUUGUGACCAGCAUUGAGAUGAACCACAAACCGGUGGACUCUGCGAAGAAAGGACAGGAAGUGUGUGUGAAAAUCGAGCCCAUUCCCGGAGAAUCUCCGAAGAUGUACGGACGUCAUUUUGAAGCUACAGACAUCAUUGUCAGUAAGAUCACACGAGCAUCAAUCGAUGCUCUGAAGAACUGGUUCAGAGACGAGAUGCAGAAGUCUGACUGGCAGCUGAUUGUGGAGUUAAAGAAGACCUUUGAGAUCAUCUGAGGGACCCAACACACACACACACAGAUUUAAAAAAACACAGAGUUAAAGACACAUACACACUUCCUGAGAGGACGAAGAGGGAAGGGAAAAAAGUGUUUUUCUGUGAGAAACGAACAGAGUUUUCCACUGUUGUUAACAGUGAUUGUUUAGACAUUUCACAUACAUACAUACACACACUCAGUAUUCCAACGUGCCUGUUCUACAGCAACAACAAGGUUGUGUUAUAGUUUUCUUCUGAUCCUGGUACACCAUGGGGAUUGUACAUGUACAGAAAAGCAUCAACAGGAAAGGAGAAGAGAAUUUAGAAGAAAAAAAAAUACAAUUUUUCACAUUAAGGUCUCGGUGAAGUCACUGACAUCUGCGUUUCCAUAGACAAACCAUGAACAGAUUUUAAAGUCCUGUGGGUGAAGCUCAGAUUUCACUUCAACAAUUUUGGAAAUUGAUGGAAAAAAAUUCACUAUAAGGUGAGAAAUGUUUUUUAAAAAAA